CAGAGAGUGCUUGUCUUCUAGUGAUUAAAGCCAUACAAUUUAAGGUGAUAGGAUUGCCAGAGGGGACAUGUUCACUGACAAUUUAAUAAUGAGGGUUCAAUGUGUACUGUUGAGAUAGGUCUCUUUGUCAUAUAUGUGGAGAGAAGCAAUUGGUUGAAGAGCCCAGAUACACAAAAAAUGAAAGUGUAUUUCCCAGGUACUAUGUUUUUCCUUAUAUAGAUAUUCUGUUUCUAAAGCUAGCUAGAAGAGCAAUGGAGUCUCCCCUGGCUCUUGGAGGUGCAGAAGAACAGAGCGGGAGUGGUGAGUCUGGGUGGACAAUAUAUAUUGGCUCCACCAUACCAAAUGAAAACGACAAGGGCAGAGAUAUUCAUGAUGAUGAUGAUGAUGAUGAUGGUGGUGGGAGUGAAGACUCUAUGGCUUCAGAUGCCUCUUCCGGUCCAAGCCACCAUGAUCAACUACUUCCAUGCGGAAAGGGUGAGGGAAGUAGUGGCAACAUGGGUCAUAUUAUGAAGCAUGCACAAGAUGAGGGAAAUAGCAAGUAUUCCUCAGAAAAGAAGCCACGCAAACAGGUGAAGAAAAAAGAUGAAACAAGAGUCAAAGAAGAAAAAGGACAAUCUGUGUACAGGGCAGAAAGUGCUGCAAGCCAAGUCUCAAUUAGUGGAGCCAAGCAAAGAAAAACCAAGAUGAUGCUCAAACAAGACUAGUGUAUUCUAGCUGCUCAUUUUUCUCCUUACAAAGAUUGCGUCGUUUUGUAUCCAUUAAAUCUUCUCGGGUGACUAAAGGGCAGAUGGCAGCUCAUGCAUAUCUGUCUCCCGCUUCCAACUUUUCAGAGUUUAUGGUGAACCAAGAUAGCAGGUAGGUUAGCUGGCAAAUGCACUUGUACGUUAUCUGUGACAUGUAUGCACGAAUAUGUUUUUUUUUUUUUUUUUUUUUUUUCAAUGUCUUAGUAGCAUGAAUAAAAAAGCAAAAAGGGGUAGUAGUUACAAUUUAGUGAAGGUUAACUAGUUAUGGCAGAUGAAAAAUUCUGCAAUAUUUAUGCUUGAUGAACUUCCAAAAAAGAUCAGAAAUUAGAAGCCAACUAUUUAUGAUAUAUUUAGCUAUUUAUGUGUGUU
Corylus avellana is the source of this 1112-nucleotide messenger RNA. RefSeq lists its product as uncharacterized. Gene Ontology annotation, biological process: cytokinin biosynthetic process. The record is from RefSeq and is a predicted model, not a curated record. Lineage: Eukaryota; Viridiplantae; Streptophyta; Magnoliopsida; Fagales; Betulaceae.